Messenger RNA from Manis pentadactyla (Chinese pangolin), 2172 nucleotides. It is a transcript of the gene HSPB7, whose product is annotated as heat shock protein family B (small) member 7. Gene Ontology annotation, cellular component: nucleus; cytoplasm. The record is from RefSeq and is a predicted model, not a curated record. Gene Ontology annotation, biological process: heart development. Lineage: Eukaryota; Metazoa; Chordata; Mammalia; Pholidota; Manidae. The coding region runs from base 19 to 621 and encodes 200 amino acids. The transcript is spliced from 3 exons.
CGGCAGUCGGGGCCCAGCAUGCUCCCCCAGAGCCUGCCGCCCCACAUCCUCUCCUGCCCACCCUGCCUGCCUGGCCAGGGCCCGGCCGCCUGCCCGUGGAUGAGCCACAGGACCUCCUCCACCUUCAGAGCGGAGAGAAGCUUCCAUUCCUCCUCCUCCUCCUCCUCCUCCUCCUCAGCCUCCUCAGCCUCCUCGGCCUCCAGAGCCCUCCCAGCCCAGGACCCACCCAUGGACAAGGCCUUGAGCAUGUUUUCUGAGGAUUUUGGCAGCUUCAUGCGGCCCCACUCCGAGCCCCUGAACUUCCCAGCCCGUCCUGGGGGGCCAGGCAACAUCAAGACCCUCGGAAACACCUACGAGUUUGCAGUGGAUGUGAGUGACUUCUCACCUGAAGACAUCAUUGUCACCACCUCCAACAACCACAUCGAGGUGCGGGCUGAGAAGCUGGCAGCUGACGGCACAGUCAUGAACACCUUCGCUCACAAGUGCCAGCUGCCGGAGGACGUGGACCCCACAUCAGUGACCUCAGCCCUGAGGGAGGACGGCAGCCUCACCAUCCGGGCGCGGCGCCACCCACACACAGAGCACGUCCAGCAGACCUUCCGGACAGAGAUAAAAAUCUGAGGGCCUCCUCCUCCCCAUGCCCUCCCCUGACUAUCGUCCUCCCCCACUGGCCUGCCAGAGAAGCCAUCCUAACCCCCUCAUGACAGCCUCCAUCUCAGCCCGAGUCCCAGGCCCUCACAUCUCCCAGACCCCAGGUGGGCCAUCCCCCGUAACAAGCCUCCUGCUCUGCCCAGCACAGGCCAGGGACUCCCUUGCCUCACCUCUGGAUCCCAGAUUCCAGAUGUGGCCUCUUGCACUUAAUCCAGAAUAAAGGCACUGGGAUGAAGGAAGGGAGACCCCAGCGAACCCACUUUGGGGAAGGGGGAUUGAGACAGGCAAGAUCUCUGGGCAAAUAAUCUGUAGGACAAACAGACAGACAACUCCUUUGAUCUAUGGAGUCUCGGCAGGGCAGGGGACCAGGGACCUGCGACCACCUUGGCCAAGGGGAGCAGGAGAAGCAGAGAGAGAUCACAAGCAGCAGUGCCUAUGAUGUGAGUUGAACUGUCCAGGGGCACAGCCAUGGUGGUACACCUCCCCUCUGCACCCUCUAAGCCCCAAACUAGCUGCCAGGCCGCCUGCCCACCUGGUGCCCCCAGCCAGCCAGCUGUGCUAGGGCAGGGCUACGUUACAUCUGCAUAUAGACGGGGUUUUUCCAAUACAGCUGGUUCGUGACUAACUGUGUGAGGCUCCAGCGGUCUGUUACCCUCUGGUGCCCCUAGGCAAGGCAAGGCCCAAGGCUGGGGCUGGUUCUUCUCGCCCCCGCCCAGAAGCUUGGCCUCCUGGGGUUACCUCCCCUGCAGACAGGUCACCCAACAGAGGCAGAAGAGAGAGCACGGACCUCAAGGUUGGACACCAGCUUCUUGCCAAUCUGCUCAGUGGUCAGUCACCUCCCUGGUCCUUCCCCCUCUUUACUCUAUGAAUCUGUAGACUUGGUGUAGGUACACACCACGCACAGACACACACAUGCACACGCACACACACGCGUGCCCAUCUACAGUUAUCCUUCAAAUACUAAGCAUUACCAGUGGUUGAGGCCAAAUUCAGAACAUUCUAAACUCAGCUUUACAAUCUCUAUUGUUUACCAAUGGAGAAACUGAGUGUCAGAGCAGUUGAAUGCCCUGCUUACUCUCUGAAGGUUGGAUUUGAACCUGGGAUGUUGGAAGCUGCUGUGAAACGGCCACCCACCCCUCUGCGCACUGGGAGUGGGUCCCCCUCUUCUACCCCUCUUCAUCUAUGCCCUUGCCCCACCCCCACCUCACUCCUGCUGGAGAAUGCCUGAGCACAGGGACCUCCAGUCAGCCUGCAUUCUGAGGGGCCCAUGUGCCCCCAGGACCCCUGGCUCAGUCUCCCAUAUGUGGAAGUAGGGAGAGGGGUAGGGGUGGUUCACAGUUGGCUGGGGCCCUAGCGGAGGUGGCAAGGCCGGCCUCUGCCCUCUCAACCUCCUGGGUCAGGGUUCUGUAGGGUGGCUUCUCACGCUGCCACUCUGGGGCCUUUAGGAGACUCCUGACGGGGAGGCGCGGGGGAGGGGCCUGGCGUUGUUCCGCGCACGCAAUAAACAGCGGAAUCACAGCC